AGCAAAGCUUCAAGAUUUGAGAUUUAUUUCAAGAAGCCACUGGUCCACUACUGUAUUCAACUAGCAGCCAUUUUAUUUUGUAGUUGUGUCUGGAUGUGGGGGUAGGAUUCGGCUUGGCAGUGUUUGCUCCUUACGGUGAACAUCCCCGUAGAAGGCCGCAUUUCCUUAGUAUUUAUUUUUGUAAAUAUCUACAACAAUUUUGCCGAGUCAAGAAACGGGCAGAGAAGACGGAGACGCAAGCUUUUCAUUUAGGGGUAACUACAUGUAGCAGAGCGGGUUUUGUAAAUGACCACAUUUGACGCGGUUUGUAUGACGUCACAUUGAAAGGGGGCAUGCAGUGGGCUGGCGCUGCUAGCUGCUUACAUCAUUUGUCAGAAAGGUACUAUUCGUUUAAGAAUAAUUUGUUGCCACGAGAGGGCGUGCUUUCCAAAAUAAUUUGUGUAAACCGGAACAAGUAUUUUGUCUCCAACAAGAGCAUAAGCGGAAGACAGUGUUUCGUGUAACUUGUAAGGUUGUAGUGACGUAGAGGCCUGAAUUUGUUGUCAAGUUGCCUUUUUAAUUCGUUCUCGUUCUCUGUAUGGAUUUCCCACAGUUUUGAGGCAGUUCAUUACAGCUUACUAUCUAAAUGGCAAGCACAGCCAGGAAGUGUCUACAAUUGAGUGGAAAACUUGUGGGUCGAAUUGGAGCCUAUUCAGCUAUCUUGUACUGCACCGCUCACUGCAUCACUGAAUAUGCCUUGGACUUCACCAAGUGCACAGGGCCAUCCAUGCAACCGACCAUUGAAAAUAAUGACAUUGUUCUGACUGAGCAUAUAAGUACAAAAUUCUUCAACAAAGUCGAUAAGGGCGAUGUGGUUGUCUUGAGGUCACCCGUGGAUCCGAAACAGUUCUUAUGCAAGCGAGUGGUUGGUAUGGAGUUUGAUGAGGUACCAGUCAAUCGCUGGAAGUUCUUGCGAACCAAAAAUGUUCCCAAAGGUCACAUAUGGAUCGAGGGUGACAACAGAACCAACUCGACCGAUUCAAGGGAGUUUGGUCCAGUCCCGUUAGCCAUGGUGAGAGGCCGUGCUGUCUUGAGGGUGUGGCCGUGGGAACGGAGAGGCUACCUGGCCCCACACCCUGCCAGCAGGUGACCAAGAACCCCCCCCCACCCUGAUAGGUGAGUCACUCCCUCACCCUUGACCUGUGUUCUUUGAAACUUUGUCUCAGAAGCAGGUCUCCACCACCUGUUAGCCGAAGUGUCUAUUCAGCUGUGCCUGUUUCACUUAAAUGCGUUCUUCACUUUGCACAAACAAGUCUCAACCUGUAAGCAUUGUCCAACCCCCCAAACAUUAUCCUCAGUGGAGAGUUUAUUCUUAGAAGAUGAGCAUUCCUUUUGUAUCCUCUUGGAGUAUGUCAAUGUCUUCAGUUUCCCAGUGAGUAGGGCCAUACCCCAAAGCUGUUAAAGGCCGUUUGUUUUACAUUCCCCCCCCCAUGUGUUCUACUUUCUCCACCCCCUUUGGCCAUUCAGAUUCUCCAAAUAUUGAUUGCUAAUUAGAUCAGGAUGUAUACUAUGCACAUUUUUAGCUGACAAAAUUUUUCUGAGUCUCUUUUGAUGAUGUUUCAUUUGUGUAUUUGCCACUUAAAUGUGAAGUGGGUUAUUCUUGACUGAUGGGACUGGAAUGACAAACAGGAAUCUUUCCUAAAAGAUGAAAUGUGAAGUAAUUUAUCCGAGUAUUUGUUCCAUAUUUGGUACAAGUAAGACGUACAAAAUUAUCUACACUAAAUUGUCAGCAGGACUGUUUUUAUGUGUUUUUAUUUUAAAUGAAUGUUUGCAAACAUUGACACAGAAAAUACACAAUUAAACAUGUCUUGUCUUUUAAAAUCAGCAUUACAGCAGACAUCAAUCAUAAUAAGUCUAUUAAAGGUAGACUCGUAGUUCAGUAUUCUUUGUAUUUUGUCCAAAUAAAUGGAAUUUUUAUCUAAGCAUAUUUUUUCAACUCACCCUCGAAGUCAUUUUUAUUCUACUUUUCAACUCUUCGCAUGGAAAUUACAAAUUUCAUGCAUGAAGACUACAAAAUGAUUACCUCAA
Acanthaster planci (crown-of-thorns starfish) is the source of this 2067-nucleotide messenger RNA. RefSeq names its product inner mitochondrial membrane peptidase subunit 1 (gene immp1l). NCBI's taxonomy places the organism in Eukaryota, Metazoa, Echinodermata, Asteroidea, Valvatida, Acanthasteridae. Gene Ontology annotation, cellular component: mitochondrial inner membrane peptidase complex; membrane. The record is from RefSeq and is a predicted model, not a curated record. Gene Ontology annotation, molecular function: serine-type endopeptidase activity.